AUGCAACAAUUCUGUUGCCAACAGCGCCUUCUGUGUAAAGGACCUCCAGAAGAUGAUAAGGCCAAAGCCAUUCAGCAAAACAUUGGGGGUGCUUUCAAAAUGAACAACAAGGUUUUUGAAAAACUUUGGAAAUAUCAUCAAGCUCUCAACAACUCCAGGGUCAACUACCGUCUGCUCCCAUACCCAAAUGGAGCAAAACUUCUUUCAGCCUAUGCACAUGAAGUGGGAACUUUAAUUGGGUGUGACACUUUAAAAUUUAGUAAGAAAUGUUCACCCAAUAUUGUGAAUGUCAAAAUCAAAGGCAAUUAUUUGUGGGCAAAGAUACUGCAUAUCUUGUCAUUGAAGGUAUCAAAAGAAAUGGCUGUGUUGGUAAGAUGGCUGGAUGAUGUGAGGGAUCUAGUUUUUGAUCAGAUGUUAGAAAGGUUUAGUAGGGUGUGUGUGGUUCAGAACUUGAAAGCAGAGUUCAUCCCAGCCUCCUUGGUUGUCAGUACUCUGGCUGAUUGA
Messenger RNA from Melampsora larici-populina 98AG31, 504 nucleotides. RefSeq lists its product as uncharacterized. The record is from RefSeq and is a predicted model, not a curated record. NCBI's taxonomy places the organism in Eukaryota, Fungi, Basidiomycota, Pucciniomycetes, Pucciniales, Melampsoraceae. The transcript has a single exon. Bases 1 to 504 code for a protein of 167 amino acids.